AUAGCUGGCAUAGGUACAUUAUUUUAAAUAAUCAUUUUUUUUUUAUAACAGAGCAAAUUAACGAGAAUAUAACUUAAAGCUUUAUAAACCGAAAAAUAAAAAAGUUUGACGAUAUAAGACAUCAUGAAUGAUGAACAAGGAGAAAACACAACAAAAAAGAAAAAUAAUGUGCUUCCGAGUCAUGGAAACGACUGUAUGAAUCUUAAUCCACUUAUAUUAACAAACAUACAAUCGAGCAAUUACUUUAAAGUGACCUUGUUUCAGCUAAAAACUUACCAUGAAGUUAUUGAUGAAAUUUACUAUCAAGUUAAGCAUUUAGAACCAUGGGAACGAGGUUCAAGAAAAACUUCUGGAAAUUCUGGAAUGUGUGGUUCUGUGAGAGGCGUUGGAUCGGGAGGUAUUGUGAGCUCUGCGUUUUGCCUGCUGUAUAAAUUGUACACACUUAAGUUAACACGUAAACAGCUUAAUGGUUUGAUUAAACAUACAGAUUCACCAUAUAUUCGUGCUUUGGGAUUUAUGUACAUUCGAUUUUCUCAACCUCCUUCUGACCUAUAUGAUUGGUAUGAAGAAUUUUUGCAAGAUGAAGAGGAAAUUGAUGUAAAAGCUGGAGGAGGGAAUAUAAUGACGAUAGGUCAAAUGUGCAGACAAUUUCUCGUGAAGCUUGAUUGGUUUAGCACUUUAUUUCCACGAAUUCCUGUUCCCAUUCAAAAGAGUAUUGAGCAAAAAUUGAAUGAGUAUGAUCGAAAAUAUGGAACUCAAACGGUUAAGAACUCGCAACGUCAUGGUGGUGCAACUUCUUCAGAUGAACGAGUAAGAGAUCGUCCCUACAAAGAAUAUCGUGAUGAAAGAAAACGUUCAAAGUCCCCAGCGUACAAAGAAUACCGCGAUGAAAGAAAACGUUCACCAAAUGAGUCUCGUAGCCGAGAAAAACAUUCAAAAAAGAGUUAUCGAGAUCGAUCUAGGGAAAGAGAUUAUGAACGACGUGACCGAAAAAGAGAGUAUGAAUAUGAGGAAGGAAAAUGCUCACGACGGAAUUAGUUAACAUAAUCAACAAGCGAGGACCGUUUACUUAUUACAUCUUUUUUUGAAAAAUUACCGUUUUUCCGAACGUAAUAAGUAACGCAUAAUUUUUUAACUUGAUAAAAACGAUCAGGAAAAAAAAUCAAAACGUAAUUUCACCUCAUUUUUUUGCAUAAUAAAAUAAAAGUACAGAGAUAAAUUGUGAAUUACCAAUGCAGAUUGUAUUUUGAUUUUUAUUU
Molecule: messenger RNA, 1259 nt
Organism: Chironomus riparius
Lineage: Eukaryota; Metazoa; Arthropoda; Insecta; Diptera; Chironomidae
Source: the annotation of a GenBank genome assembly